ACUCGCGUCACUGACCCUCGUUUCCCAAAACAACCAGCAAAACCUAUUUAGUGCUUUACACUGAAAAAACAGAGCAAAGAAGGAGACAUGAAUCUGCUUCCUCUUUCUGUUUCAAAUCCCUACAAAUUCCCUCUUUCUCUACCUUUACAAUUUAAUGCCAUCCCUUUGUCGUCAUUUCGAUUCUCCCUUCCACCAUCUAAUUCUUGUCAUUUCAAAUCCUCAUUUUCAAUCCCAGCUUCUAAUGUUUACAGUAACAUAGCAAGAACAAGAGGAACGAAACGGUACCAAUUUAUUGGCCACUGCACCACUAGUAGUAGAAACUUAGAAUUAGAAUCAUCGUCUUCGUCAUCACCGUCAGAUUCAAAUAAUGAUUCUUCAUCACCCACCGUUGAUUGUGUGGGGACGGGUCUGGACGUGGAGUGCCUUAUCUCUCCCUCCGACACCAACGAUACACUAUCAACGGCGGCGGUGGAAGUAGAAGAAGGAGGAGUAAAAGAAUCGAAAAGAAAUUUAGUGGAAACGGUGGUGGAGACGGGAAUUUUAGUAUCGCCGUUCUUUUUUUGGGGAACGGCGAUGGUGGCGAUGAAGGAGGUUUUGCCUCUCGCCGGACCUUUCUUUGUGGCUGCUUUUAGGCUUAUUCCUGCUGGCUUGAUUUUAGUUGCAUUUGCUGCUUCUAAGGAUAGGCCUUUACCUUCUGGACUCACUGCUUGGUUAUCUAUCGCUCUGUUUGGCGUUGUUGACGCCGCUUGUUUCCAGGGGUUUUUAGCUGAGGGACUGCAGAGGACAUCGGCAGGUUUAGGCAGUGUUAUAAUUGACUCGCAACCUUUGACUGUGGCUGUACUUGCAGCCUUAUUAUUUGGUGAAUCCAUUGGAUUGGUUGGAGCUGCAGGCCUUAUACUUGGUGUUGUAGGACUUUUACUUCUUGAGUUACCUGUUCUGGCUCUUGAUGAGGGUAAUUUUUCAUUGUGGGGAAGUGGAGAGUGGUGGAUGCUUCUUGCUGCUCAGAGCAUGGCAGUAGGCACAGUCAUGGUCCGUUGGGUUACCAAGUACUCAGAUCCUAUUAUGGCAACUGGAUGGCACAUGGUUAUCGGUGGUCUCCCUCUUGUGGUAAUCUCUAUUCUCAACCAUGAUCCCGCCUUCAGUGGGAGUCUUAAGGAUUUGACAACAUCUGAUAUAUUGGCACUCCUCUAUACCUCUAUUUUUGGAAGUGCUAUUAGUUAUGGGGUGUAUUUCUACAGUGCAACAAAAGGUAGCUUGACAAAGCUCAGUUCCCUCACAUUUUUAACCCCAAUGUUCGCUUCAAUUUUUGGGUUCCUAUAUCUUGGUGAGACCUUCUCAUCCUCACAACUGGUGGGGGCUGUUCUUACUUUGGUUGCAAUAUACAUGGUUAACUAUCGUGAAAGUAUUGAAUGAAGCAUUUUGCCUAUAAGAUGGAUGCAAAGGGCAGGAAAAUGCUGAUGGUCUGGUUAGACUCCUGAUUCUCUAGAGUGAGAAUAAAGUUGAUCAAAAGAUAUCAAUCAACAUAUAUGCUACCAGCUCAUUAAUAUAUCUGUGAAUAAUGGUCGGAAUUGUUUGGUACCUUUUAAGGGUUACAUAUGAUUCAAAGUGACAAAGCUGUUACCUCAAAGGGUCUGAAUUGGAUAGACUGCCUCUUGAUGUCUAGAAUUUCUCACUUCAAGACUAUCGUUGUUUGUACCCUGGUUGGGAAUCAGUUUUGCUGUGCAUUUACUUGUACAUAGGGAAACACUUGGAACUAAUCUUCUUUUGAGAAUGUAUAUAUAGGAAAUUCUACAUUGUUCUUUUCCAAAAUAAACAGUGCUUGUUAAAUUAUUGAGACAGGUCCCAUCUUGUGAUGGAGAGAGAGAAAGUAAAGUAGAAAUAAAGUGAUUAAAAUCAGAGUUAGAAAGCAUUGAUGGAGGUGUGUGAAUUCAGGGUUUUGCUGCAUUUAGAAGUCAUACUGUUUAGAUUAAUAGUUCUUUUAUUGCUAGAAAUUUGUAACCUGGCUAAAUAGCUUGUUUUGUUUUGUAGUAAUGUUUGUACAUUCGGUUGUAUUUUUGCCCCUAUUUAUUCACCCUUGAACAAGUUACAUGCCAAUUCAGUGUA
This is a messenger RNA of Jatropha curcas, 2103 nucleotides long. Its product is annotated as nodulin MtN21 /EamA-like transporter family protein. NCBI's taxonomy places the organism in Eukaryota, Viridiplantae, Streptophyta, Magnoliopsida, Malpighiales, Euphorbiaceae. Gene Ontology annotation, cellular component: chloroplast; membrane. The record is from RefSeq and is a predicted model, not a curated record.